Molecule: messenger RNA, 1363 nt
Organism: Phragmites australis (common reed)
Lineage: Eukaryota; Viridiplantae; Streptophyta; Magnoliopsida; Poales; Poaceae
Product: salicylic acid-binding protein 2-like
Exons: 2
Coding region: 444-1229 (261 amino acids)
Biological process (GO): jasmonic acid metabolic process; salicylic acid metabolic process
Molecular function (GO): methyl indole-3-acetate esterase activity; methyl salicylate esterase activity; methyl jasmonate esterase activity
Source: RefSeq, a predicted model, not a curated record
UAAGAUGGUAGUAUGGAUGAAAUUAUUCCUUACAUAAAUAUAUCAAAUAUAAUGUUUAAAUCUUAUUUGUUUGGGUGGACAUAUUUGAUUUGAUAAGCUACUUUAUUUUAGUUGCUGGAGUUCCUAGAGAAAGGCAUGAAUUAAAUAAUUUGGCCCAUCGGUCAUAAUAUCUUAUGUUGUUCAUUUAAUUAAAAAUAGUUUUUUUCGGUACGGAUUAAAAAUAGUUUUUUGGGUACGGAGGUUAAAAGAUCUAAUAGCUCGAUCCUAUCCGAUCCGUAACGGUGCCCUCGGUUAGCCGCCUCGCAUCAGCCGUGACGCUCGGACCCGUGAAAGCGCCGCGCCGCGCCGUACAUAUACUAACUCAUCAGAGUCUCUGUGAGGCAGUGAGCGCACACGACGACGUGACGGCCAGGAACGGCAAGCGAACGACGACGGCGAGCACCAUGUCUGCGCCGGCGGUGGCUGCGGCGGCCGAGGGGGCGAGGCGCAUCAUCUUGGUGCACGGCACGGGCCACGGUGGGUGGUGCUGGUACCGGGUCGCCACGCUGCUCCGCACCGCGGGCCACCGCGUGGACGCGCCGGAUCUCGCGGCCUCGGGCGCCGACGCGCGCUCCCUUCACGACGCGCCCACCUUCGAGGACUACACGCGCCCGCUGCUCGACCUGCUCCGCGCGCUCCCGGUGGGGGAGAGGGCGGUUCUGGUCGGCCACAGCUUCGGCGGCAUGAGCAUCGCGCUUGCCGCGGAGGUGUUCCCGGAGAAGGUCGCGGCCGCGGUCUUCGUCACCGCGUUCAUGCCGGACUGCAUCAACCUGCGCUCACACGUCAUCGAACAGCUUCCGCUGUUGGACUGGAUGGACAGCGUGACGGACGCAGAGCACGUUCCCCCCUUGGUGUUCCUCGGGCCCGAAUUCCUGCGGCAGAAGCUCUACCAGCUGAGCCCACCGGAGGACUACACGCUGUCGCAGAGCCUGGCCCGGACGAGCUCCUACUACGUCGCCGACCUGCAGAGCCAGCCGCCGUUCAGCGAGGCCCGGUACGGCGCGGUGUGCAAGGUGUACGUGGUCUGCAAGCAGGACCAGGCCAUGGUCGAGCCCUACCAGCGGCAGAUGGUCGCCAGCUGUGCAGUGGCGGAGGUGAGGGAGAUCGCCGACGCCGACCAUAUGGCCAUGUUCUCCGCACCGGCCGAGCUCGCGGGGCACCUCGCAGACGUCGCCAACACGUUCGCCUGAUGCCAUCAUUUUGGUUGGGCCUUCAGUGCCGGUCUCUACGUGGAACUCGGCCAUGCUAUCUGUACCAUUAUAUAUAUUGAACAUGCAUUGAAAUAUUUUAUGUCAAUAAGAAGCUUUGCGUAUUAUAUUGAACA